This is a messenger RNA of Vidua macroura (Pin-tailed whydah), 909 nucleotides long. RefSeq names its product C-type lectin domain family 2 member B-like. Lineage: Eukaryota; Metazoa; Chordata; Aves; Passeriformes; Viduidae. The coding region runs from base 140 to 682 and encodes 180 amino acids. The record is from RefSeq and is a predicted model, not a curated record. The transcript has 5 exons.
AUUCCGCUCACACACCAUCAUCGACUCCGAACGACAGCCACUGCGCCGCUGCUCGCGGCCGGGAUCGGAGGGGCUGCGGCGGGUGGCGAGGUCGUGACGAAUCGGAGCGGCGGCGGCACCCGGAGCCCGGCAGAGCGGGAUGGCGGCGCUGGAGCUCGGAGGCGACUCCCGCCCAGGAGCGACCCGCGGUAAAUGGUUCAGGUGCCAUCCCGUGCUCGUGGCGGUGCUGAUUCUGCUGCUCCUGGUGCUGGUGCUGGCUUUGGGGGUGGCCUUGGCUGUGCAGUCAGCAGCACAGCUUCCACUUACACCUGCGACUCCGCUGUUGGUUCUGGGCUGUCCCCGUGGCUGGGUUGGGUACAAUGGGGUCUGCUACUACUUGUCAAGGGAUUACAGCACCUGGGAGCAGGGUCAGGAACGGUGCUCCGAGCUCAGAGCCUCCCUGGCCAUUCUCAAGGAUGAGGAAAUGGAUUUGCUCUUCCGCCUCCGCGGGAACGUCGAUUACUGGCUCGGGCUGCGCAGACGGGGCGAGCGCCUGCACUGGGGGGACGGCAGCAGCUACAGCUCCUCGGUUCCUGUCCUGGGCAAUUCCGAGUGUGUGUACCUGGCUGACGAUAAAUUCAGGAGUGAGAUGUGCUCAAAUGAGCGGCCGUAUCUCUGCAGCAAGGCCCAAUCUCCCCUGUAACAGGGGCUGGAGAAAGGACCUUGUCCACAUUGGGCAGUGCCAACUUCGUCUGUUAACCUGGCACAGGGCUGUCCUGCUUCAGCUGCACCCUGUGCCGUGCACUUUCUUUUGGUUUGAAAAGAUAGGAGGCUGUGAAGGAAGGCAAGGGCCUCCUGUGAAAUGGAAAAGGUAAACCCCCUCCCUCCAAAUUACCACAAUUUCAAAAUAAAAAGGCUCUCAGGCAAGGA